AUGGCCAACAUUGAAAAGGUGUCGAUUCUUGGGUCGGACUCCAUCCACAUUGGAUAUGGUAUUCAAGACCAUAUUGUGGGGGAAAUUCUUGCCACGCAGCACUCGUCAACCUAUGUGAUUAUCACCGAUACCAAUAUGGCCAAAACGAGCCCAUACGCAAAAUUAUCAGCCAACUUCAAACACCAGUUGAGUGUAAAAAAACCCGAGUCGAGGUUGUUGACCUACACUGUUCCACCGGGAGAAGACAACAAGAACCGGGAGACCAAGGCUGCUGUCGAAGACUACCUCUUACAACAAGGGUGUACCAGAGACACAUUGAUCUUGGCGGUUGGAGGUGGUGUCAUUGGAGACAUGAUUGGGUUUGUGGCUGCCACCUUCAUGAGAGGAGUGCGGUUCAUUCAGAUCCCCACCAGUUUGUUGGCGAUGGUCGACUCGUCGAUUGGGGGAAAGACUGCUAUUGAUACUCCGUUGGGGAAGAACUUUGUAGGAGCUUUCCACCAGCCCAAGUACGUUUUCAUCGAUGUAUCUUUCUUAGAGACUUUGCCCACCAGACAGUUCAUCAAUGGUAUGGCCGAGGUGGUGAAAACAGCCGCCAUUUGGAACGAGGAUGAGUUCACCAGAUUGGAGAAUUUUGCCAAAACUUUUAUUGAGGUGGUUUCCAACACUCAGGUACAAUUGUCCAGUAUUAAGCAGGACCUCAUCAAAACCGUAUUGGAAUCGGUCAAGGUGAAGGCGGACGUGGUUUCCAACGAUGAGAAGGAAUUGGGCUUGAGGAACUUGUUGAACUUUGGUCAUACUAUCGGACAUGCCAUUGAGGCUGUUUUGACUCCAGAAGCGUUACACGGAGAGUGUGUUUCUGUGGGGAUGAUUUUGGAGGCCGAAUUGGCUAGAUACUUCGGCGUUUUGUCGCCUGUGGCCGUGGCCAGGUUGUCCAAGUGUCUUGCCUCAUACCAUCUUCCUAUUUCUAUUGACGAUGAGGGAUUGUUGCAAAAAGUGGGAAACAAGCGUAAGAACAUCAACUUGGACAUUUUGUUGAAGAAAAUGUCGAUUGACAAGAAGAACGACGGUAGCAAGAUCAGAUGUGUUUUAUUGGAAAGCAUAGGAAAGUGUUAUCAAUUGAAGGCACAUCAGAUUUCGAAACAGGACUUGGGUUUCGUGUUGACAGACGAAACAUUGGUGCACAACUUUGAUGCCAACCGAAUCCCAACUUCGAAUGUAGUAAUUCCUCCCGGCUCCAAGUCUAUCUCCAACAGAGCCCUUGUGUUAGCAGCAUUGGGUGAAGGUACCGUUAGGAUCAAAAACUUGCUUCAUUCCGACGAUACGAAACAUAUGCUUGCAGCUGUGUCGACCUUAAAAGGAGCUGCAAUCUCAGCUGAAGACAGUGGAGAAACAUUGAUUGUGAAGGGAAAUGGUGGGAAAAUGUUCACGACUGGUGACCAAUUAUACUUGGGAAAUGCUGGUACUGCUUCCAGAUUCUUGACUACAGUGGCAUCGUUGGUGGGUAUCAACCCUGAAACCAAUGAGAAGCACGUUAUAUUGACUGGAAAUGCUAGAAUGCAAGAAAGACCAAUUGGACCAUUGGUGGAUGCUUUGAGAGCCAACGGGUCUCUCGUUGAAUACUUGAACAGCCAAGGUUCUUUGCCAUUAAAGAUUGAGGCUGGAAGAGGCUUGAAAGGUGGCAGAAUAGAAUUGGCUGCAACCAUUUCGUCGCAGUAUGUUUCUUCCAUAUUAAUGUGUGCCCCAUACGCUGAUGAGCCUGUUACGUUGGUGUUGGUAGGAGGAAAGCCCAUCUCACAGUUGUACAUCGAUAUGACAACUGCGAUGAUGAGAGACUUUGGAAUUGAAGUCACCAAAUCCACUACUGAAGAGCACACCUACCAUAUUCCAAAGGGUGUCUACAAAAAUCCUGCUGAAUAUGUGGUUGAGUCUGAUGCUUCGUCGGCCACCUAUCCAUUGGCAUUCGCUGCCUUGACGGGUACUUCUGUCACAGUACCAAACAUUGGCUCUGCUUCUUUACAGGGCGAUGCCCGUUUUGCUGUGGAUGUGUUGAAGCCAAUGGGAUGUAAAGUUGAUCAGUCCACUCACUCCACAACCGUCACUGGUCCACCGGUGGGUACUUUGAAGCCUUUGCCUCAUGUGGAUAUGGAGCCUAUGACAGAUGCUUUCUUGACUGCUUCUGUGGUAGCUGCUGUGGCAGUGGAUGGAAGUCAAUCCACUUCCAUCACUGGUAUUGCCAACCAAAGAGUGAAAGAGUGUAAUAGAAUCGAGGCCAUGGUGACUCAGUUAGCCAAGUUUGGUGUCAAGGCCAACGAAUUACCAGAUGGAAUUGAAAUCCAUGGUAUUGACUACAAAACCUUGAAGUCUCCAACUGCAGAAGUUGGAGGUGUCCACACUUACGACGAUCAUAGAGUUGCUAUGUCGUUCUCAUUACUUGCUGGAUUGUGUCCUGAACCAGUCUUGAUCCUUGAAAGAUCAUGUACUGGGAAAACCUGGCCUGGCUGGUGGGAUAUCUUACACACCAAGUUCAACGUUGAGCUUGAUGGUCAUGAACCGGAGAAAACUCUCAACAAUACCAAUGACCUCCGUGAUAGAAACAUUAUCAUCAUUGGCAUGAGGGCUGCUGGUAAGACCACCUUAUCUAAAUGGAUUUCUAACCAUUUGGGUUACAGUUUCCUUGAUUUGGAUGACAUUUUCGUUGAAAGAUUCAAGGACAUCAGAGAGUAUAUCAAAGAACACGGUUGGGAAGCGUUCCGUAAAGAAGAAGCUGCUAUUGCUGCUGAGUACGUUGGGUCUCAACAUAAGAGGUUUGUGAUCUCGACUGGUGGUGGAAUAGUUGAGUCGGCCGAAUCUCGGAAGUUGUUGAAAAAGUACGUCGAAGACGGUGGUAUUGUGUUGCACUUGCAUCGCGAUAUCGAAGAGACCGUUACUUUCUUGUCUGCGGACACUUCAAGACCAGCUUACAUAGACGAAAUUAAGGAGGUUUGGAAUAGGAGAGAAGAUUGGUACUACGAAUGCUCCAGUCAUCACUACUACUCCCCACACUGUGCCACAUCUGAGGAGUUUGAAAAUUUGAGAAGCGUCUUUGUUAAGUUUAUCAAUUCCAUCACCGGUUUAUCGCUGGUGCAAGUUCCAACCAAAAAGUCAUAUGCUUUGGAGGUGACUUGCCAGAGCACUAAAGAGUUGAAGAAAGACUUUGAGGAAAUCAGUGUGGGUGUUUCGGCUGUGAAGAUCAACAUCGACUAUCUCAAGGCGGUUAACAAGGCCACUGUUUGUGAACAGAUAUGUUACUUACGAACCUUAACCAGCUUGCCAAUAAUAUUCAGUGUGAAAACUGAAUCUCAAGGUGGCAAGUUGAAUGAUGCAGACUUGGACUUGGUAGAAAGCUUGUACGAUGUGGGAUUCAAAUUGGGAGUCGAAUACGCUGAUAUACAGAUGGACUUACCAGGUGAAUUAUUGCACAAAAUUGUGUCCAACAAAAGAUUCACCAAGUUAAUUGCGUCUUAUAGAAGUGAAAGUGACUGGAUUUCUGCUGAAUGGGUCAAUAAGUACAACUUGGCUGUCGCUUUGAAUGCUGAUGUUGUCAAGUUGGUGGGUGUGGCCAAACAGUUCCAAGAUAACUUCACCUUGGAGCAGUUCAGAGCUUCACACUCGUCGAUUCCAUUGAUUGCCUACAACGAAAGAGAAGCUGGAAAAUUGACGAAGAUCACCAACACUAUCUUCACGCCAGUAUCUCAUGAUUUGUUGAACUCUAACGAGUUGACAGUACCCGAAUCCAAUUACGCCUACAGUCUUGUGGGUGGUUAUACCAGCUUGAAGUUUUGGAUUGUUGGUGAACCUGUUUCACAUUCAAGAUCUCCCCCAUUGCACAAUUCUGCGUACGAGAAAUUGAAGUUGCCAUAUACAUUCGACCGAUUUGAGUCGUCUGAUGCUGCCAAAGUUUUCAGCACUUUGAUAGAAAAUGUUGACGACUUUGGUGGAUUGGCAGUGACGAUGCCGUUGAAAAUCGAUAUGAUGAAGUAUGUAAGUGAAUUAUCAGUCUCAGCCAAAGUCAUUGGAGCCAUCAACACGGUGAUUCCACUUGCGAGUCACCCAGGUAAAUAUUUUGGUGACAACACCGACUGGGUUGGAAUUAAGAACUCGUUUGUCAGAGAUGGCGUGCCAAAUAUCACGAACAUGCCGGUUAAUGGUCUUGUUAUUGGAGGUGGAGGCACCUCGAGAGCUGCUCUUUUCGCGUUGCAUGAUAUGGGCUGCAAAAAAAUUUAUAUGGUGAACAGAACGGUGCUGAAGAUUGUUGAUAUCAAGAACACGUUCCCAAGUGAGUACAACAUUGAGAUCUUGGACUCUAUGGAUGCAGUAUCGAAGGCCGAUCCUGUUUCCAUUGCUGUAUCAUGCGUUCCAGCGGAUAAGCCACUUGAUUCGAGUAUCGCUGAGAAAGUGUCUGCCAUCUUGGAGAACGGAAUUGCCGCAAAGGUUGGGGACUUUGUGCCUUCGCUUCUUGAUGCUGCGUACAAGCCGGCAGUGACUCCCAUGAUGGAACUUGCCAAAACCAAGUACCACUGGAAUGUAAUUAGAGGAGUUGAGAUGCUAGUAAAUCAGGGUGAAAAGCAGUUUGAGAUUUUUACUGGGAUAGUUCCACCGUACGAUGCUAUCCACGAUGCCGUCUUGUCUUUGGACUAA
Molecule: messenger RNA, 4677 nt
Organism: Yamadazyma tenuis ATCC 10573
Lineage: Eukaryota; Fungi; Ascomycota; Pichiomycetes; Serinales; Debaryomycetaceae
Gene: ARO1
Product: Aro1p
Biological process (GO): chorismate biosynthetic process; aromatic amino acid biosynthetic process
Cellular component (GO): cytoplasm
Molecular function (GO): 3-phosphoshikimate 1-carboxyvinyltransferase activity; shikimate kinase activity; 3-dehydroquinate dehydratase activity
Source: RefSeq, a predicted model, not a curated record